AGCCGGUGGAGGCAGUGUAUGGAGGGAGUGCAGACAGAGAGGAGGGACUGGGCGAGCCAGGUGGCCGGGGCCGCCAUGGUCCCUCCUCCAGACUGGGAACAUAAUACACCCGCCAGCAGCACCACCUCGUCCAGUGACCGUGUGCUGUAUCCUCAUGCUGUACUUACAGUGGACUUACUGUACUUAUACACCGGGACGUACAGUGCUAAUGACGACAGGAGUCUGAGUACAGAACUGGGUUGUGUAAUUAGUGACAGUAUGACUGAGAGCGGGAAGAUAGAUUCCCCGCCUAGGAAGAAGUCCAAGGUCUGGUAUCAACAGGUCUUCAACAACGAGUGGCUCCGUGACCCUGACCUCAAGACCUGGCUCAAGCCAGACUCUAAUGACAAGUUCUCUGCAGUAUGCAACGUCUGCGAUUGCAAACUUAAGAACUGCAACAAGUCUUCACUUCUCAGCCACAAAAAUUCCAAGAAACACAUGAGAAACGACACGGCUAGGAAAAAUUCUUCUGAACUUCAAAACAAGAAAAUUGAAGAGUCCGUUGAAGAUAACUGUGUGGUAGCUGAGGUACAAGAACGUGAAACCAUAUAUAUUAGACAUCCUAGAAAGGGUAUGAUCAUUGAAUCUAGUAACAUAACUCUUCCAGAGGGGAAAAUCAUCAAAUCACCACCAGUACAAAAAAAUUCACCAGUUGAAUAUGAGAUCAAGUGGAGUCCCUCUUCAGCAGCAUCCAGUCCAGUGGAAGAUCAGAUGCAAUGGAAGGAUUCAGUUUCGGUGAUUAAUGUGUUUGAUGAUGAUCAAAGCUCAGAAAAGGGCAGCAUAAUCGUGAAGAAGGAGAUACAGCAAAACAUGGAAACCAGGAGGAGUGCAGGCAAAGCUUUCAUACAUUCAACUCCAACUCGCCUCAAAACUUCAGUACUACCUAGUGGUUUGAUCCAUGCAGGUGGGCCGGCAUCAGCCACCCCAGCAGGUGGGCCGGCAUCAGCCACCCCAGCAGGUGGGCCGGCAGCGGUCCCUCCAGCUGCUGCUACUCAUGUCCAACUCUCUAUGCCACCAUCCGUGCCAUUCAUCUUGGGAGAGGACAAGGACGAAAAAGUCAAAGAUUUUCAAAAAGCUGUGAUUAAGAAUAGGAUAUCUGCAGUGAAAAUUCCCCAAUUUUGGUAUUGUGAUGAAAUUGACAUGACUGUGCUGGUUAACCUGCAUGAUAAACUGAAGAAUAUGGCUGCUGUCCACGGUGUACAUUUCUCGUACAUGUCUGUCUUCAUCAAAGCAGCAUCAAUGGCCCUUUCCCAUUUCCCAAUUCUCAAUUCUUCAGUGGAUGAAAAUUGUGAAAACAUUACAUAUAAGACAAGUCACAACAUUGGUAUUGCCAUGGAUACCAGUAAGGGCCUAGUAGUACCCAACAUAAAGGGUGUUCAGGGGCUAACAUUGCUAGAAGUAUCUGCUGAGCUGAACCGCUUGCAGAAUUUGGAAUCACGAGGAUCUCUCAGAGUUCAGGAUGUCACCGGUGGAACAAUUACACUCUACAACAUUGGCUCAAUUGGGGGCACCUCUGCUAAAGUUGUGAUCCGACCUCCAGAAGUUGCUCUUUGUACUAUUGGCAAGAUUCAGACUUUGCCGAGGUUCGAUGCUGAAGGUAAAGUAACAAAAGCACACAUAAUGCAGAUUAGUUGGUCCGCUGACCACCGCAUUAUCGAGGGAACCACUGUGGCACAGUUUUCAAAUCUCUGGAAAUCUUUCAUCGAGAAUCCUGCAACAAUGAUAAUUUAUAUGAAGUGACAAGAUAGUUUACUAGAGAAAUAACCUUGGUUGGAGCCUUGUGUUUAAUAAAAAGCCAUCAUAAGUAUACUAACAUGCAAAGGAUCUCAUGUCUGGGGGUUUGCAAGAAUAUGUUUUUGAGAAAUAUGCAUAGUGUCUUGUGUCAUUAUAUUUAUCUUACUCCACAUUAUGAAAAAGUGACAUUUAUUUUAAGACAAGUUAAAAUUUUGUUUAAAGUUUCGGAUGCUCUAAUUUGUGUAGUUUUCAUACAUGGCUGCUUAUCAAUUUGUUAUAAAAUCAGAAGUGUAUACACUACAGUAUUUUAUUCUCUCAAAAAGGGUCAGUCUAAACCAGACUUUUGAACAGUAUCAGUUCAUAUUGAUACUGUAGUUGCUUUAACUGACAUGUAUUGUCAAUUAGAUUGACUGUUCUGUCCAGUUGGAUUUUUUGUUUUUAACCAUAUAGAUAUCAGAGCAGCAAUAAUGUGUAUUGACCUUAUUACAAAAUUCCUAUAUUUGAUAGUUAUUACUAGUAACUAAUAGAAAUUUUAAACAAUAAUUGGAAAGAGUACAGUAUAAAAAGAAAAGUGUCUGUAUAAAUCCAAAUACAGUGUAUGUAGUUUUCAGUGAUAGACCCCCAUGAAAAUUAUACUGUGAUUCUAAUUUUGCUUUUAAGAAUUCUACUAUAUAUCUAUACUCCUCCCUGGAGGAUGUCAAGAUUGAGUGUGUAAUAUAUAGUACUAUCUCUCGGUCUAUUUUUAAACUCAUAAGUUGCAUUACUUUUUUCAUGAUACUAUUCACCUUUCAUACUCCUCUUUUUAUAUAAUACUGUCCUGCGUAUUAGUCAGCAGUCUUGGACAGGUUUGAGCCCUGGGCAAGGAGUCAACCGAGCACUAAUUGCCCUUUAGCUGACCUUCCAAGAUAAACAGUAGUAUUCUAGUCUAAUGAAUAGUUAUGCACCUCCUUGUAAAAUGUCCUCUUUUUUUUCAAUAUUUUGCUUUCCUAAUGUUCUUACAUUGAACCCUUGGGAAUCCAAUACUUUUGUCACUCAGUUUAUUUGCCUGUCUGCUCAUAUUGGCAUCCUGAGUGGUAUUUAGCACAUUUGAAUAGCCUGUGAUACACAGUGCUAGUCUUGCUGGCUUAGGCACCUGUUGAUAAUUACUUAAUCUAAUCAGUCUGGACUUUUAAAUGACAUGCCCAUCUGUCUUAACAGAGGCUAAUUAUUAUAAUUCAUUAUUUUUACAAGGUUGGCAUAACACGUGCUUCAUUUGGUCGAAUCUUUGAAGCGAAUACUUGUUAGUGAUAUCAGUCGGUGGCUCUUGCCUUCCGACUGUCUUGUACAUAUAUAGAUACCAUAUUAGUUAUUUUCUAAACCUUUUAACUUUCUCCAGUCUAUCGUGGGUUCUACACAAUGAUACAGCAGCCUAUUUUAGUAUCCAUGUUGAAAUCCAGUUUGGCUUUUAUCAUGCUCAGCUUCUCUAGUUGUCACUUGAUUAGUCUCUUCCGGGGGUAUUGGCUCAUUAGAUUAAAGACCUACCCAAAAUGCUAUGCAUGUUAGUGGCUUUGCAAGAAUACCAAUGUUAUGUGAUCUUACAAACCCAGUGUACCUCCCUUGUGUGUGUGUGUAUAUGUAUGUGUGUGUGUGUGUGUGUGUGAUAUAUAAAUAUAUAAGUAUAUAUAAAUAUAUAUAUAUAUAAAAUCUAGGUGGUGUGAUGCUGUAUGAAAACUAUGGAAGUUUAACCCUAGUACUUUACACUCAGUUUUAUUAUUUUCCAUGUAUCAUCCCUCUUGUGUAGCCUUAUAUCAUUUACCAAUAUGUGGCUUUGAAGUACAGUAGACUAGGUCUUGGCACCGAGGGCUGCCAUUUAAUUUUUGUACUACUCUAAGACCUAUGUAUUUGUGUGAUGACCUAUUUCUGGUUUAUAGAACAAACUCGUGUCAUUUGUAAUAUUAAACAUACGGUCAGGACAGUAGUAGUUACAUAAAUACAUAAAGUAUUGUAGAAGCAAUAAUUACAUACUUUAGCAGGUAUGGUCACACGUUCUUGCAAUACCAGAUGAAUGUCUAAAUGUACUAUUUUCAUAUACAGUAUAUACUAAAUUGUAUGAUAGUUUUGUUUUAUAUUGAGGGGGGGAUUUGUAUGUAUAUCACACCAUUCUGAAUAUUAUACAACUGUUUUAGUACAAGUACACUCAUACAAAGAAUUUAAUAAUAAAUAUGUAUAGGAAUGCAUGAGUUAUGUCAGAGCAUUUGGAGAUGUUAUUUACUUUUGCAGUGCACUGUUCAAACCUCUUAUACAGGGUUUAAUAAAGGGUCUUUUGCAACCAAUAGCAUUUAUACUGAUAUUUAUAAAAUUUUCAAUUAAAUAUUUAUAAUAUAAAAAAAA
Molecule: messenger RNA, 4143 nt
Organism: Procambarus clarkii (red swamp crayfish)
Lineage: Eukaryota; Metazoa; Arthropoda; Malacostraca; Decapoda; Cambaridae
Product: lipoamide acyltransferase component of branched-chain alpha-keto acid dehydrogenase complex, mitochondrial
Cellular component (GO): mitochondrion; cytoplasm
Molecular function (GO): acetyltransferase activity; lipoic acid binding
Source: RefSeq, a predicted model, not a curated record